Molecule: messenger RNA, 1740 nt
Organism: Zea mays
Lineage: Eukaryota; Viridiplantae; Streptophyta; Magnoliopsida; Poales; Poaceae
Exons: 4
Coding region: 412-1497 (361 amino acids)
Molecular function (GO): protein binding
Source: RefSeq, a predicted model, not a curated record
CUUCUAACUGUCGCGAGGGCCAUUGGGGAACUCCCAUCCCUGUGUUGAUAGGGCCAUAGCGGAGCGGCUGGCGGGUGGCGGCUGCUGCAUACCGGUUUAGGGUUUGGCUUUGGGGCCUUGGGGGCGGCGGCUGUGUGGCGGCUACGGGCUGCUCGCCUAGUCGACUGCUCCUCUGCUCGCGCGGACCAGGAGCCUGCUCGCCUGCUUCUCUACUGUGUGGUGGCUGCGGGCUUCUCGCGCGGACCAGGAGCUGAGGCACCGAGCAGGGGCAGCCGGCCGUCACUUCUGCCGGCGCAGGGGCCACAUGCGGGCGGCCGGGCAAGCAGGCGCAGGGGGCCGGGCAAGCAAGCAGUGCAGCAAGCAGGCGCAGCGCAGGCGGCCGGGCAAGCAAGCAGCGCAACAAGCAGGCGCAUGGGGCCAGGGGCCACACGUGACCAGCAGCCAGCAAGCAGCGCAGUCGCAGCCCGGCAGUCUAUGUGCUUCUCUCUCUGUAGAUUGCAGAUUGCAGCUGCAGAAGCGAACAGAUCUGCCAACCUCGGCUCUAAUCCACGACAUCUCUGCUUCGCGCCGCCGUCCAGCUUCGUCCUGCCAGCCGACCUCAUCCCCGCCGGCCGUCGCCCCAGCCACGACGCCUGGCCGUACCUGUAUUUCUCAUCCCGCGGUACAAGCCCCAGCCGAGACGCUUGUAGCCUUGUACCGUCCCCGAGCAGUUUCACCAAAUCCCGGUCGGUCCCAGACUGCAAGUGCCAAAUGCUUUCCCGUCUCCUCCCGCGCCACCAUCACCGCCGCCUCCUCCAAACCCUGUCCAGGGCCGCCGCCGCCGCCCCAGAUGUUGACCUCCACCAGAGGCUGUGCUCUUCGUCUGCAGCGUCAAGCCCGAGCCUGUCGAUAUGGCGGCGGAAGAAGGAGAUGGGCAAGGAGGGCCUCAUGGUGGUGGCGCAGCUCAAGCGGCUCGCGGCUCUGCCCCCGGCGGGGGGUCACCCGCGCCUGGAGCAGUUCAUGCGUUCGCACGUGUCGCGGCUCCUCCGCACCGACCUCCUCGCCGUCCUCGCCGAGCUCCUCCGCCAGGACCAUGUCAGCCUCUCAAUGAAGAUAUAUGGUGUUGUGCGGAAAGAAAUCUGGUACCGCCCUGACAUGUACUUCUACCGUGACAUGCUAUACAUGCUAGCGAGGAACAAGAAAAUUAAUGAAACAAGGCAGGUAUGGGCGGAUCUCAAGUCUGAAGACGUGCUAUUUGAUCAGCACACUUAUGGCGACAUUGUGAGGGCCUUCUGUGAUGCUGAUUUGAUUGACCUUGCAAUGGAAAUCUAUGAUGACAUGAGGAGCUCCCCCGACCCUCCUCUAUCAUUGCCGUUCCGUGUUAUCCUGAAAGGGUUGGUUCCAUACCCUGAACUGAGGGAGAAGAUAAAGCAGGAUUUUCUGGAGCUUUUCCCAGAUAUGAUUGUGUAUGAUCCACCAGAUACCUUAUCUGAUAUAGAUGAAGAAUUCAAGUUUUGAUGAAUGUACGCCUUCAUCCGGAUUCAGUGCUUCUGAGUUACAUUCCCUGCACUGCAGGCAAACCUCCAUUUCUCGUUCUUUUGGUGGGCUAGAUCAAUUGUAAAUGUAGCUGUCUCGAUCUGCCCAGUAGCUGUGGUACCACCAAUUUUAACCUCUUGAUGAACCAUUUUUGUUAAUCUAUGCUUUGGAGAAUUGUCUGCUUCCGUCUGUGUCUCGUCCUACUUUGAAUCACCUUGUUCUGAA